AUGCCGAAGUCAAUCUCCAUAUCAAAGGUCGACGGCAAGCCUGGGCAGGUCUACUAUCCGCUUUCUUUGGACGAAGUUCCAAAGCCUUCACCGAAGGGAAAAGAAGUCCUCAUCAAGAUCCAUGCUGCUUCCUUGAAUCACCGCGAUCUAUUCAUUCGCCAACAUUUGUAUCCGGGCACAGCGUUUGGUGUUCCUCUCCUGGCCGAUGGGUGCGGAACGGUGGUGGCUGUUGGCAGUGAAGCCAAUCCGAGCUGGAAAGGCAAGCGGGUUGUCGUGAAUCCCGGGACAGGCUGGAAGGACAGCCCUGAUGGACCCGAGGCCAAGGGCGGAUACCAAAUCUUGGGAGGAACAAAGACGAAUGCGAACGGCACCCUACAAGAAUACAUGUGCAUUGACGAAGGAGAACUCGAAGAGGCCCCUGAGCACCUCUCCUCGGUUGAAGCGGCUGCCUUCAUCCUCACCGGUCUGACCGCAUGGCGAGCGGUGAUGGUCAAAUGCGGCGAAAAGAACCUCAAGCCGGGCAAGAACAUCUUGAUUACAGGCAUCGGUGGUGGAGUGGCGUUGCUGGCCUUGGAGUAUGCCAAAGCUGCAGGGGCCAAUGUCUGGGUUACCAGCGGCAGCGAAGAAAAGAUCAGGAAGGCGGUCGCUCUGGGAGCGAAGGGUGGAAUCAACUACAAGCAAGAAGGCUGGGACAAGAAGCUACAGGGGAUGCUGCCGGCAGAGAACAAACAGUUGGACGCAAUUGUCGACGGUGCGGGUGGGGAUGUCGUUUCCGUUGGAGCCAGGCUGCUCAAGCCAGGUGGUGUGAUCGCUGUCUAUGGCAUGACAAUAGGUCCAAAGAUGCCUUUCCUCAUGCAAGCUGUCUUGAAGAACAUUGAGGUCAAGGGGUCAACCAUGGGAUCCCGCAAGGAAUUCAAAGACAUGGUAGACUUCAUCAAAGCCAAGAAGGUCAAGCCAGUGGUGUCGCGGGUCGUCCAAGGCUUUGACCUGGACGCUAUCAAUGGCUUGUUCGAGGACAUGAAGAAAGGGAGCCAAUUCGGCAAACUGGUGGUCGAGAUCUCCAAGGAAGGCGCCGAUAGCAAACUGUGA
Messenger RNA from Fonsecaea multimorphosa CBS 102226, 1089 nucleotides. RefSeq lists its product as uncharacterized. The record is from RefSeq and is a predicted model, not a curated record. Gene Ontology annotation, molecular function: oxidoreductase activity. The coding region runs from base 1 to 1089 and encodes 362 amino acids. NCBI's taxonomy places the organism in Eukaryota, Fungi, Ascomycota, Eurotiomycetes, Chaetothyriales, Herpotrichiellaceae. The transcript is spliced from 2 exons.